AUGUCCAACCAGAAAAAAAGGUCCCCGGCCGCGCUUCAUUUCAGUCCCCGUCGGAAAAAAGCAAAAUCGGCCACUUUCAAUUCCCGAGUCCUCUCCUUUCUCUUCUCCUCCAAAAGUUCAGAAGUCAGCGUCGAGAAAAGGCAAAUCGGCGACUUUCAUCUCCUGACUCCUCUCCUUUCUCUUCUCCUCCAAGAAGUUCAAAAGGUUUUCUUUUCUUUCCUGGAUACAGUAGCAACCAAACAAUCAGUGGAAGUGAUGGCGUGUGAGAGCCAAGAGUGUUAUAAUACCAACGCAUGUUCCUCAACUCCACCACCGACACCACUCUCUGCUUAUCCAUCUCCUCAAUGGAACCCAAAAGAAUGUGAUCAAUGCUUUCUAUGCAAAAGGUUUGGCCACUGGGCCAAAGAUUGCCCCAACAAAAGCCCCCAAAAAUCAGAGUCCUCGAGCCCUGGAUCGUCCUCCUCGCCUUCAGUUCCAAAAGAAUGUGAUCGAUGCUUUCUAUGCAAAAGGUUUGGCCACUGGGCCAAAGAUUGCCCCAACAAAAACCCCAAAAAAUCAGAGUCCUCAAGCCCAGGAUCGUCCUCCUCGCCUUCAGUGCAUGUUCCUGAUUUGCCAAUGGUUCGUUGCCCUUGUGGUCAGGGUAUAUGUAAAGUUAUCACUUCCCGCACUGAUAAAAAUCCUGGGAGAAAGUUUUAUGCCUGUCCUGUUGAUAAAGCAAAAUCGGGUAAGUGCGAAUUCUUCAAAUGGACUGACGUAAUUGCUGCUAGAUUUAAACCUCCUACGUGUCCAUGUGGUGUUGGGAGAUGUAGUUUAAAUAUUGUAUCAAGUGGUCCAGACAGAGACCGAUGGUAUUUUGCUUGCCGGAUUAAGAAGAAUCAUGGAGCUUGUCAGUUUUUCCAGUGGGCGGAUUCUGAAGUGAAUAGCAUGCUGAUUAUGCGUGUAGAUGAGAGCAAGGGGCACUCUUCCCCUCGGUCAUUGUUUACCGAUCAUCAAGUCCUUGUGAACAAUGAACCACGCAAGGAAGACGAUCAGAGUUCUGAUAUUAAGUUGGAGUCGGCAAUAUUUGAGAGUUUUGACAAUUUUCCUAAUUCAUCCUUGGCUUCACCUUUCAGAAAAGAUGAAAUCCCUGUUACGGACAUGGUCUUGCAGGACUCUGAGUCUUGGGAUCUUGUUGCAGGGACAUCACUUCAACUUCCCCCACUGAUACCCAAGUCUGAGAUUCUUUGCCAAGAAUCAGAGUUCUCUUUGCAAAUUUCUGCUGCAGGGCAAACAACACGUGAAGGUUCUACUCCUUCUUUUGAUCCUGUUAUAGAAGAUUUGGGUGAUAUUGAAGGCCCAACUCUCUUAUCAGACAGGUCUUCGAAUGAUGAAGAAAGUGUUAUACCACAUGAUCCAUUGCCACAAUCUCCUGGAAAGGAUGUUGAGCAUCCAAACAGUGUUUUUCAGGAGCCUUCGGGGAUUAAAAUUGUGGUGCAGAAAAAUGAUAUUUCAAAGUCAGCCUUGAAAACAUUUGGGCAAGGUUUGCUCGACACUCUGCAGUCUAUGGAUCAGACUCAGCAUGAAAGAAUGUUGAAGGUGGCAGAAGCCAUUUUCGAUGCCUUGCGCCAUCUCUCAAUCGACAAUGCAUCUUUUUCCAAGGCUGUGAUGGAAUACAUUCAUUGCAAAUCAAAACUUUCUGGAAUUGAGGAGUCUAUGGGCGAAGCUUUUUCUUCAGAACAAUUCCUUGGCCAUUACAAUGAGAAGAAAACUCAGUUUGACAACAUCUCCCAGCUUCAUGCGGAGGCAGUAUCUGCUUAUGAAGCUUCAGAAAAUCGCCUCCAAUCACUUCGUGGAGAAGUUUCACGUGUAAAAGAUGUGCUGCUUCAACUGGAGAAACAAUUGCCUUUCUGCGAGGCUGAGAUUUUGAGGUGCGAGUCUCAUUUUGUUGAAAUUUCUAAAGAUAAGUCAGAAUCGGAGAGAAACUUGGAUGCUGCAUGUGAGAAAAUGGAAGAAGCUUUGAAACUUGAACAUGAGAGGGAUUCAAUGGUAGAUGCAGCAAAUGCAGCAUUAGAAAAUGCAAGGGUUCAGCUUCUUCACUGA
This is a messenger RNA of Dovyalis caffra, 2079 nucleotides long. The record is from the annotation of a GenBank genome assembly. NCBI's taxonomy places the organism in Eukaryota, Viridiplantae, Streptophyta, Magnoliopsida, Malpighiales, Salicaceae.